This is a messenger RNA of Epinephelus lanceolatus (giant grouper), 3326 nucleotides long. RefSeq names its product synaptogyrin 1a (gene syngr1a). The record is from RefSeq and is a predicted model, not a curated record. NCBI's taxonomy places the organism in Eukaryota, Metazoa, Chordata, Actinopteri, Perciformes, Serranidae. Gene Ontology annotation, cellular component: neuromuscular junction; synaptic vesicle membrane.
GAUGUGUCGAUGAGAAGAGGAAACAGGAAGUGAUUUCACACGGACAGACGGAGCUCACACUGAUCCUAUUAACACACACACACACACACACACACACACACACACACACACACACAAACAGGUCAUUUUGCAUGUUUUUAGUUUUAACUUUAUUAGUAAACUACAGUUUAAUCAGACGUGUAAACAAAGUUAAGUUAGCAUGCUAACACUAGCUUUGUCAGCUAACAUAAACACAUAAUUAUCAUUAGUGUUUAAUUUACUGAUUAAACACAGUGAACAGCUACGUUAGCAUGAGGCUAACAUAAUGCUAAGGUAGAUUUCAUGAACACCAAUCAGAGUUCAGCUCUGAUGAUGUCACGGUCCUGAUGGAGCUGAUGUGUUUUAUAAUAUCUGAUCAUCAUGGGCGGAUCAUGAGACAGUGGCCCCCCAGGGUUAGAUAUUUAAAGUCCCCCGUCCCCCCCCCCACACACACACACACAGACACAGACACACACAGACACACACACACACACACACAGAAUCAGUGGUUUGACAUCUCUGUGAUCUUGUCUUCUUGUAGUUGUUUGUGUCCCUGUGAGGUCUUUUUGUAUCUCUUGUCUCUGACAUGUGACAUUUUGCAUGUGAGAGCCCUGGGGCCCCUGACACUUGGGGCCCCUGACACUUGGGGCCACUGACACUUGGGGCCACUGGACACUUGGGGCCACUGACACUUGGGGCCACUGGACACUUGGGGCCACUGACACUUGGGGCCACUGGACACUUGGGGCCCCUGGCUCUGACUUCAUUAAUCUGUCCAUGAUUAUUUUUUCUAACUUUAGUUCUGAUAAACAAAGACAGACAGGAAGGAGGUAUGUCACCCUGAGUACAGCCUAUCAGGCUCUGUAACUCCGCCCCCUAAAGUCUGAUUGGACGACUCCGAGUCCCAGCAACAUUAGCAAAAGCAUGUGAUUGGUGGAGCUGGAUGGAGGCGGCCCACAGCCUGUCAGACUCGGCUCAGGGUGAUGAAUCGUUAGACUCUGAGGAGGGAUGAGGAGGAUUAGAGCAGAUUACAGUUUGUAACAGCAGAGAAGAAGAAGAAGGAGAAGAAGAGGAGGAAGAGGAGGAGGAGAGAACUGGGACCGGGUCAGACACAGAGAAUAACCUGGUACAUACAGCACUAAACUGGACCGACCUGGACUAAAGUGGACUCAGUGGACUGAGCUGGGAGCUGACGGAGGGCUGUUGAGGUAGACUGAGCCAGGCUGAACUGGUCCUGCUGGUCCUUACUGGUCAAAUCUGGUCUGGUAAGGGGAACAGGAAGUGGUCUUGAUGGACGGUUUCCAGGCUUACGGGGCGGGGAAGGCAGGCGGAGCUUUUGACCCCCUGACCUUCAUCAGACAGCCUCAGACCAUCGUGAGGAUCAUCUGUUGGCUCUUCUCCAUCGUGAUCCUCGGCUGCGUUGCUAACGAAGGUUACGUUAACCGUCCAGAGGAGGUGGAGGAGUUCUGCAUCUUCAACCGCAACCAGUAUGCCUGCAACUACGCUGUCACCAUGGGAACGCUGUGCUUCAUCUGCAGCUCUGCUUUCCUGGCGCUGGAUGUUUACUUUCCUCAAAUCAGCGGCGUGAAGGACAGGAAGAAGGCCGUUAUGGCUGACAUCGCAGUGUCAGCUCUCUGGUCUCUGGUGUGGUUCGUGGGGUUCUGUUUUCUGGCCAAUCAGUGGCAGGUUUCUAAAGAAGAAGACAACCCUCUGAAUGAAGGCGCUGAUGCCGCCAGAGCAACCAUUGUCUUCUCCUUUUUUUCUGUCUUCACCUGGGCUGUCCAGUGUCUGCUGGCCAUCCACAGGUUUAAACUGGGAGCUGAUUCAGUCACGUUCAAUCAAGACUACAUUGAUCCCAACCAACAGGAAGCUCUGACUGAGGCCCUGUCCACUGAGGAGUAAAGGGGCGGGGCUUAGAGCUGAUUGACACAGUGCUUAUAUUCUGUCAUUGCGAUGCGUUCAGGGACUCGUCCCUGACUGAGACUUCAGUGUCAUGGUGACACACGUGACAUGAUGUUUAAAAAAAAAUUCAUAGUCUGAUGAAAACACUUCACCAGGGGGCGUGUCCUCUCUGUUUUCAGCCAAUCACAGCCCAGAAGUAAAAAGUGAGUAUUCUAGUCAAAGUUUUAUGUUUAACUCACGCUAAUAUUAGCGUGUUAGCAAUAAAGGUUGAAAAAAAUAGUUAGCUAGCAUUAGCUUGUUAGCAAUGUGAUGCUACUGAACAUACUAUCUGUAACUGUGUCUGUUGCUAACUUUAGUCACCAUGCUAAUGCUAGCUUCUAGCCAACACAAUAAAACAGAGCCAACUAAUAUUAGUAAGUUCUAAUGCUAAGCUAAGCUAAGCUAAAGCUAGCAUUAUCAGUAAUUAUUAUUUAUUUGAUGAUGUUUUUAUUUAUUGAUGAAUCAAAUGACAAAAAUUUACAAAAUAAAUUGAAAAUAAAUUUUAAAUAAAAUUUAAGCCAAACAGCCAAUCAGUUUCCUACAGUGAAGCGCCUUCACAAUAAAAGCCUGAAAAUACAAACUGAACCUGGAAUGGUUUAGUAACAGUUUUUAUCACAGCAGAGAUCGUCUUUCUGUUUUGAGCUGUAGUCAUAAAAUAUAUAUUUGGAAAUGUGUUGCAGCACCUUCCAUAGAAAAUAAGAGGAUAAGGUCGACGUCACGCCGUGGUCAAUCUUGUGAUGAUCACGCUGUGUUACAUGUGAGAGUCCAUCAGGAUCGUUUACACUGUAACUAUCUUGUGUGUUGGGCUGAGUGCAGACAGACACACACAGAGUCACAUGAUGGCAUCCCAGUCCCACGCAGCGUGACGUGCCUUCACAUCCUCCAUCAGUGGAUCUAGGUUAUAUUCUGAAAUCACAUGUUAAAUUUAAGUUUUCCAAAACUUAAAAAGUGUGCACAGUAUGUUUGUGACAUUUCAUCCUACAGUGCCAGGUGCUAAUGCUAACAGCUGAUGCUAACAGCUGAUGCUAACAGCUAAUUUUUAUAAACCGUUCAGUUGUGUGACCUCAUUUGAUAAACUGGAUUCUGAUUGGCUGGAGCGUCUGUAUCAUAUCAUAUUCUGACAGUUGGAACAGACGCAGCGCCUCCUGGUGGUCAGACGAGUAAACAAAUCUUUAUUUACAGUUUGAUGAAUGUUUGAAGGGAAAAACAAACGGUGCUGUGAACUAUGCUGGAACAUGAGACACUGUGCACGUGACGCGGUGCUGCAGUAGAUUUUAGUUUGUAGAAGCUUCGGUCUGUUUGUUUCAUGUGUUUGUUUGUUUGUUUGUUCUGAUAAUAAAGUUAAAGAUUGAUUGUUUCAUGAAACA